Messenger RNA from Triticum urartu, 1146 nucleotides. The record is from RefSeq and is a predicted model, not a curated record. Lineage: Eukaryota; Viridiplantae; Streptophyta; Magnoliopsida; Poales; Poaceae.
AUGCCGGGCAGCAGCAGCGUGACCGCCUUCGACGACCUGCCUGAGUGGCUCGUCGUUGACGAGAUCCUUGUCUGCUUGCCGCCCAAGGAUGUGCUCCGCUGCCGUGCCGUUCGCAAGUCGUGGCGCAGCGGCACAUCCACCGAUGUGUUCAUCCUCGGACACCACCGUCGCCAGCCCUCGCUUCCCAUCAUCCAACACAAAUUGGGCAUCUGCCGCGUCGUCGGAGGCUGCAAUGAUCUAAAGAUACGACCUGUCAUCCGGUAUGAAGGCUCCUUGACAAAAUUCCAACUCCAAGCCGCCUGUGAUGGCCUCCUCAUCGUGUCGCAGCAAGCCAAUUUCUUCAUCUGCAAUCCAGCCACCCUCAAGUGUGCUUCACUGCCACGUCCUCCACUACGGCCACGCUUCAGUUUCAUCCACGUAGUCGGCUUCUACCGGCACCACACAUCUGGAGAACACCGGAUACUCUGGGUGUCAUACACGAAACCCAUUAGGAUUUACGAGACAUUUCAGUUGCCUGAUUACUUUAUCCACGCGGUGGGAUCGAGCCAGCCAAGAUGCAUCCAAUGGCCGACAGUUUCAGAACAAAAGUAUUUUCCUGCUACCCGGUCUGCCGAUUGUCCGCCAGUCCACCAUCGUGGUAGCCUGCACUGGCUAAUGGGCCUCAACAUAACAGUAUUUGACACCGUAGCCGAGACAUUCCGGCAGAUGCGCCGCCCAACACAGUUGGGCGAUAUGGUGUCAUUGUUGGAUAUGGGCGAGGCCCUUGCUUUGUGCCACGUCGCCCCUGACUGCGCCACAUUAGAUGUUUGGGUGUUGCAGGACUAUGAUGCCGGGACCUGGGGCUUUCACUACCGGAUUGACCUGUUAGGGAUGGAGGCAUCACCACCGAUUAAUUGGAUGUUCCAAUCUAUCCCUAGGAUGGCUCUGAUCAAUGAGCGUGAGCUGUUGAUCCAGAGGCAUAUUCACCAUCUGUUGCAUUGUGACAUUGAUGGUGUGUUUUUAGGUAAUGUGGAAAGCGAAGAGCGUUUAUCCUGCUGGACACUUACUCGGCAUUGCCUCCAAGAGAGCAUGAUUUCACUUCCAUUGUUUGAGAUGCAGGAAGAAGAAGCUGUGAACCAGGAGCCCCCAUUCUCCAUUGUGUUAUAA